Spodoptera frugiperda (fall armyworm) is the source of this 3719-nucleotide messenger RNA. Its product is annotated as transmembrane protein 198. The record is from RefSeq and is a predicted model, not a curated record. Gene Ontology annotation, cellular component: plasma membrane. The coding region runs from base 248 to 1318 and encodes 356 amino acids. The transcript is spliced from 11 exons. Lineage: Eukaryota; Metazoa; Arthropoda; Insecta; Lepidoptera; Noctuidae.
CACUAUUUUAAAAAGGUUCAGCAACAUAGUCGUAGAGAAAACUCGGUGGUGUAAACCAGUGGGUAACGUCUCCUUUGUUAGGUACCUGUUCUAUAGUUUUCUUUUUACAAGCUGAAAUUAUUCGAGGAUCGAGUCCUAGUCAUUGAGUGUACUGGAUUUUAUAAAUUUACAAUGUGAAAUCGACACAUGACGUAGAAUGAACUCAUACUGGUCAAUUAUUUUGUCAACUGUCAGUGAGUAUUAAAAAAUGUCAUCAGUGGGACAACUAGUUCCUCAGGUGACGCGAAGCCCCCCGAACAUGUCUGUCAUUAAAUUCAACGGACCCCACGUAGAGGGGUCCUUCUGCACGACAAUCGAUUACAACUAUGACCCUGUCAUCAGCGUGCUUUGCGCUAUGUACAUUGCCUUUGGGAUUGUGUACACGCUGUUCGGCUACCGUUGCUUCAAAGCAAGCAUGUUUCUGACUGGCUUUACAUUCGGCUCGGCUAUCGUCUACCUUAUCUGCCUCCAGGAGUAUCUGAUGCCUCCAUAUGGGAACGUUGGUGUGGCUCUGUGCGCUGGGCUCCUGUUCGGGCUCAUCACUAUGCUGAUCCAAUACGUGGGCCUAUUCAUGACCGGCUUCCACACGGGUGUGCUGCUCGCUAUCGCCGGGCUAGCCAUCUACGACCAUUUCCUGGAUUCCCGCCCGACUACAUACUGGCUCUGUGUAGUGGUUUUGCUCUGUUCAGGCAUAUUCUUCGCUGUCAUCAACCUGUAUUGGAAGAAAGUGCUUACAAUCUUCGGCACGAGCGUGUAUGGGGGCGCUGUAAUCGCGACCUCCCUCGACUACUUCUUUGAGCGAAUGAUGAUGCUUAAGUGGUUGUGGGAGCGUGCGAAAUUGGAGCCAGCUGUAGCCCCUCCCUGCCGCCUCUCCUGGCUGACCUUAGCCGCCUGGCCUGCCGCCGCCAUCGUCGGCCUGACUGCACAAUGCGCCCUCACUGCUACCGGAAUCUACCACGAACAAAGCAUAAGUGCCCAGAAACGCCACCUGAAGGCCCAACAGGCUCGCCCCGUGACCCGCGAACAACGUGCCGAGAUGAAACAACGCAAGUACCGAUACCUGUACCAGGUCCGCACCGCUCACGGCGAUGUUAUCUCGCAGUCGUACGUUCAGGCUUUGCAGAAGAAGGCUCAAUGUGGUAACUGGAGUGGCAGCGGUGGUGGGGAGUGCAGCACCCUGCAGAGUGACUCCACCCACUUGACGGUCCUCGCCGGCUCCGAGCACGCGCCCCCCACCGACUCUGAUGACGACCUGAACCAGAUCAGGGCUGCGCACUAAAUAUGAUUGUAAGGAGAACAAGGCAGGUAUAGCACAUCGCAGUUUGUUUAUGAAUAUUCUAUGUACCCAGUAUUAUUGUAAGGAGAAUCCACUCAUAUUAAUUACUAUUAUUACACAGUAGUGUCGUAUCAUUACUAGUAAUCUUAUAUUAAUUGUAUUUAAUGUGAAUUUAUUGUUGUAUUACGAUUACUAUUGAUUGAAUAUGUCGCGAAUGUUUCGAUGACGGAGUUCAAGGCCUAUAUUUAUUUAUUGCCAAAUAUAAGUUAGUUUUAAGUAUAAUUUAAAUAAACAAUUUUGAUGAAUUUAUCAUUAAAAACAAUACCGUCUCUUUCGAUCGGAUUUUAUACUAAAAUAAUGAAUGCUGAACAUUCCAAAGUUAGAUGAAUACAUAAGUUAGUCCUAAGAGAAAGUAGACAUUAUUUUGACGACAACUGAGAGAUUGUUAUAUACUCCAUGUACCCGUAAACACUGCCAUCUGUACAAUUCUGUCCUAAUACUAAUGUUAUGGUCUUGGACUCCAGCGAUGUGGUUGUAUUAAUUUAAUAUAUUUAUUUAAUGUUUUUGAACAAGAACUGAUAACGACGGCUUCGUGAGUUGCUAGCAAAUACCUAACUCGGUUGGCGCACGAAUGCCAGUACAAUGAUUGGUAAUCUCCCGUUGAAUAGUUGUACCUAAACACUAUUUGCGGACCGUGUGCUUCUAAGAUGAGGUAUUUAGGUCUAUAAAACGAACUCUCACAUAUUUGUAUUGAGUAAUUGGUCUUAUAUCUGUGUCGAAUUGUAAUGACGAUGUCUAGAUAUCACUGGUUUAUUGAACAUUCCAUAAUUAAGUAAAUAUUAGUCCUUGUGAUGGUUAAGAUGCAGUGACCUUUGAACAAACAUCACAAUAGAAACAGGAACAUCACAAACGUAGUUGUAGGUGUAGAGGAGCCGUCGCCACGUCGUAACAUCCCUGUGAUAAACCAGUCGUAAAGUCUCAUAUGAUUAUAUUAUAGUUUCUUGCCAAAUUCUUUGUCUCCUCGGGAGAUUCAGAAAAUUGCUUCAACUGUCCAAUUGUCAAAAUUAUUUACAUGCAUUUCUACGUGAGUAUCUAUCUAGAGCACAAUGCGAUUUGUAUGUGAUGAACGGGUAUACUCUUGUGAAGAGUCUAGACUAAGUUAGAUUACUGAAUAUAACUACUAAAAGUGUAUAAGUAGAGAUCGAAUUUCUUAUAAAAAUAUCUUUGUACUAUUAGUUUUGCUCAUGUUUAUGGCUUGAGACGCCAAUGCAAAGCAUACAUUUUUGUAACGUAAUAAUACGGAACAAAGUGAUUUUUAUUUAGACCUACAUACUCGAUCGUUUGGGCGCACAGCAGUAAAUAGUAACAAAUAUAAUGUGUGAUAGAUAAAAUACAAUAUCGUUACGGGAUCAACACUUUGCUCAAAGCAAAGCACAAAUGAAUAGAUCUGCUGGCCCGCUCAAAUGGUCUGUUGUCGAAAUCGUACAUUCUACGCACAGUGUGAUAAUUUAAUAUUUUGGCCAAAGUUUAUUUUAGUUGUUACAUGGCUUAAAGCGUAAGUUUAUUUUUAUCCUGUAUGUUAUUUUGUUAUUAUUAUGUAUAUGAUUAUGAGCAUAUUGUAUGUUAAAACAGGUAUUUUAAAAGUAAUUGUCGAGAUUUAAACUUGUAUCGAUUAUUGUCAUUGUACUGAUGCAUGGGGAAUGUGUAAGUUUUGUAAUUUGUGUGGUCAGGUUGAAUGACCUGGCGCGUGUGUAGGUGUGACACUUUGAGGUUUGGGAACUUUGGACAAGAUUUCUGCUGCCUGAAGUAAUUUGUGACCAUAGCAAUGAGCACUCACGGAUGACUAGGAAUGGAAGUUAUGUUUUGUUGUUUUUAAAUUAGUUUGUGUAAGCUUUAUUAGCGAAUCAGGCAGCUAUUGGUGUUCUGUCUCAUGUAUGUGGUGUUGUAGGUGUUAGACUAGUAUUUCUUGAAGUAUACAUGUUCCCGACCUUGAGGUAGUGUCUGUUUGAAAGGGAUAGAUGUGUAAACCGUAGGCAUUAACGUAGGACUUGUAUUUAAGCUUAGGACUUUUGUGGCGCGUUUGAGAGAUGACUAUUACUCUGUCCCGUUCUGUCUCUAAACAUAGUCCACUUGAACGCUCAAUUUCUAGUCUUUAUAACAUAUUAUAUUCCAAAAUUACGAAAUUCCUUUAUUCGUCAACCGUUGCAUGUUUUUUCGAGAUUUUUGUUUCGUCUUAUGUUCGUUUAGGUUGUAACUUUGAUUUUGUUUGCAUAAUUUAUCGACUAUUUAGUAUUAAUAUCAGAAGACUCCUAAUUUAUUCCACUAUUAUAUCGAUGCAAAUCAUUUAUUUCUGUUAUGUUUUUUUUUCUUUAAUAUAAUUUUGUAAUCGACAUUCAAUAUUUUA